CGUUUUGCAGACGACGCUCACCAUGGAAGUUUUCCCGUUUUCCGACACCGCGGGCGUUUCCAGACGAUGUGUCAAAGCUCCCUAACCUCUUCUACAAUGAAAAUUUGUUGCGAGCACUCCAUAGUGACGUGUUUUCCAGCUUCUGUCGAAUUUGUUUGAUUAUCUCCGCUGUCAGACCGAGCAAGUAGCAUUCAAGGCACAGCGCCGUGAAAGUGUUUUAAGAAUACACUGAAACCGCCGACUAGAAACUGACGCUGGACUAAAAGAGCGGGCACACGCAACAGAAGGCCCAUCGUGGCAUGUCUUGGCUGGCGAACUGACUCGGCGGCGACGCAAGAACGAGGCGGACCGAUGGUUGCCUCAGUUGUUUCUUGUCACUGCAGCUAGUCGCUGGGCUAAGGUAACGCUCAAGUGUCAUGGAUCAGCAAGGAUGUUUCUCCAAUCUGGCGAAGCUCCGGCAAGAGCUGUAUGCUGACUCUGGUAAUGAAGCCAUUACUGUUGGACUCCACUACUCGGACGUCGUCAAGGUUCUUGUCGACGAUCGUCAGGACGAAGGCUGUCAAAUUGCACUGUUGGUAAUGCUCCAGGAUGCAGGAAGCUGCUAUCAGUCAAAAGAAACGGCCUACGAUGCCGUGGAGUCGCUGAAAAGUGCCUUUGGUGCCUUGAAAAGAACAACUAGGUACAAUGUUCAAAGCCAAACUUUAAUCACCAUGACGACCAUUAUUCUGUCUCAUCAAUCUGCGGAUUAUGCUCAGUUAUAUGAACUGGUGGAAUUUCUUGUUGAGAAUGUUGUUCAAGUGAAACGAAACCAUCCUUUGGUUCGAGCAGCUGGCUGCAGUUGUCUUAGAGAAAUCGAGAUAUUCCAUCCGGGUUUUCUAGCAAAGCACAUGGAGCAGCUUUGGGGAACAUUUGGGAAAGACUACAGUUGGGCAUGGCACUCUUUGGCACAGCUUCUGGCAGUGGGGACAACAGCUUCCAACACACCGACGCAGGGAAUAGCCUCUGAUGAACCUGCAAGAAGUUUACAUGAAGUAUCGGCAUUAUUGGGAUGCAUACCUCUCAUGACUCCUGUGGCAGCAGCAGCAGUGAUGCAAUCGCUACUGGCAAACCUUGUGGAUGGCCUGCCACCAGCUUUGCUGAAAUUGUGCUGCUCACAGUUCUCUUCAUGCUACGAGCUGCCCUUGGUCCAGUUGAUGCUAACUAUGCAGGGUGAAGUGUGCAGGGAACCAUGGUGGCAAGAGCUGCGAUUGGAGGUUAUCCAGUGGCUAGCUGAUGGCCUGCACUGCCCUAAGAGCCAGCAGGCCUUGAAAAUCUCAUGGCUGGGAUCAGCCUUGUCACAUACGGCUGGCCUGUCCAAGGCUUCUUGGCACCUGCUGCCCAUGCCACGAGAUGAAGUUACACAACAAGGUCUGCGGCUGCAAGCUACAUUGGCAACUGGUUUUGAUGCCUGGGGAGGACCUGAACAAAUGCUCGAUGCUGUGAUACCUUACUUGCGCAUUCUCAAACGACAUGUUUGCCUGGCACCUGGACACUUUGGUAUCCAUUUGCUAUUUCACGUGCUUUAUCGGCUGUAUGUGGAUCUGAGAAAUACGACUGUUGCAGCAUCGUUGACUGAAGAAAUUACACGUCUAGUCAUCAACAUGACUACGCUGGGACCAUUGUAUUGCCGCAGUCUGCUGAAUUUUCUGAAGUGCAUUGAGACUGGCUUCCCUGAAAGUUCCCUGAGCCAAGUAGUACUGAUGGAAGCUGUGGAUAUGGUGACUGGACAGAGCUGGGAGGACUGUGUCCAGGGCAGUGCCGUGGAAAGCUGCCUGCUUGUACUCACAGCAGCUGUGCAGAAGCCAGGCAAUUUGUGUCAGCCAAAGCAACUGUUCCACUUCAUUGAGAGGCUGGUCGCAAACCAAGGGCUCUCUGCUCACCGUGGAUGGUUGCUGGGAAAUAGGCUAAUUGAUCUCUGCUGCAGUGUUGUGCUGCACCAAAAAAACCACGCAAUCGGCUCAGACCUGUGCACAAUCCUGUCAUAUUUAAUGGAUUCUUCAGAAGACGUUGAUGUGAAGAGUCGGGUCAAGCUGCUGUAUGCGUCUCUUUCUGCUUUGUCAGAGUCAAAGGCACAACAGCUGCUGUACUGUUGUAAUCAUGACCCAGCCUUGGACUCGGAGAAAGACUGCAACAUUCUAUCCGAUUUUCCUGUGCCGAGCCCUGUGGUAUGCCCCACAGCUGAACUUCUGCGGCUUGAGAGACUGCUCCCAGACGGCAGCCAUUUGCAGCCAUGUGACCAGGUGCCAUGCACGGAGGCACAGGGAGGCCGUGGCUUGUGCCUAGAUGAGCUGCAGAAGUACAGGGCUUUCCUGGAGUCAGACUUUGAUCAUGUGGUCAGCAUCCCUUGCAGGCUUGUUUUGGAGUCUUCUGAACCUCGUUUUGACUGUUUGAUGGGGCUGCAACUGAAUCUGGCCCCUCCUGAAGGUUGGGGUACUGCACAAGGUUUAGAGGCUUCGGUGUUCUGGAAAAGCGAUAGUGGAGUCACGACGUCAAUUGCGCUGUCACCACAAGCUUCAGUCCCUUGCAGCAUUGCUGUCAUGGCUGAAUUCACAAGCCUGGACAGCUGCAGUCAUGUGUGCUGGCUGGAGCCGCUGCAAGUGCGCUUUGAAGACCUGCUGCUCCCACUACCCAUUCCAGAGCCUCUUCCGGAUGAGGUUCACCUAUCACCAGACACCUACCGGGCUAUGGUCUGGCACAGUCUGUGGGAACAGCUCAAUGUCUCCCCUGAAGCACAACUGUCGACCCUGCGGCUAUGCCCGAGCCCUCCCAGUCAGCAGCUUUGGCUGCAACUAUGUGAGGGCCUGGCACCCUUUGUGGUUCGCUGGCAGCCACGUGGAUUGCAGGCAGCAUUUGUGGUGCCCAGGAGGAUUCACGUGUUGCUCUCCUUGAGAGCUUGUGGACCGCACCUGAUUGCCUCCUUGAUGGUCGAGGAUUGGCGCUUAUUGCCUAGGGUGCAAACAUUUCUGCAGUCCUUGUGCACACUCUCCUAGGAUUACUCGCAUUGUCUACACUGCAAAACUGCUGUCUUGCACUGCUGUUCCAUUCAAGCACCUGCUGAAGAGGGCAGAUGACAGAGUACAAUGUGUUUCUGCCUCUCCCUUUUGUUUAUACAUGCUGGUACUAACAUGCUACUCUGAAUGUGUUUACCAGCAUGCCCUGCAAACAAUUGUAUGGUUGACAGAUUUUAUAUGAACUCUCUAGGUUGGCGAUGUUCAUAAUGUACAGGGAAGUUUAUGUGUAGUCUAGGAAAUAGUGAGAAUACUGUUUGCUACUUGUACUGUCUGGGCCUUUUGCUGUUGCUAAUGUGAGAAAAACAUUGCAUGAGGAGUUUGGUAAAUAUAUGCAUAGUAUUGUUAGCAGUAGGUAGCUCACAGCAGGCUAUCUUUCACCGUCAAGUAAUAGGCAAUGGCAAUAGUUCAUUGUCAAUUGAACUCAUGUUCCAGUCAUUAAUUGUUACUUGAAUACAGCAUGAAAAUGCAACACAUAGACAGUAAAUUAGAUCCCCAUAGAACAAACUUUGGAUUGAUAUCUUUUUAAGCAUCCCUCAGCAUAUCAUGUUAUGUAGUAAUUGAUACACACACAAUAUAUACGUAUUAAAUAUUUGCAUAUGCACAUGCUUAUUGUUUUUCACAACAGUUUUCAUUAAAUAUUCAUACCUUAUUUUUUAUUUCAUCCGUCUGACUUUCUUUAGAUGCUACUUCAAUCCGGCUCUGUUGGUAUUUACAUUCUUCGUCUUCACUGCUGCCACUCUCCGAAGAUUGCACAAAGCAGAGAGAUGUUUUGGGAGAUGUGACUGAUGUACUUUAAAACUUGGAAGUUGCACAGACCCCACAUCACAAACACGUGACCUGUUAAGUAGAAUCUCGGUGAUGCAUCACGCCUGAUACGAAUUUCGGGAUGAUACGAAUUUUUCGUAAGUCCGGCCCAAGUCUGUUUGAGAGACUUGUGCCUUUGGCCCCGAGGAUAUACUAAAUAACAUGAUCUUGAAUUGUAGCGCGAAGUGGCACAGACAGAAACUAGAAGCAGACAGGACGAGCGCUAACUCUCAACUAAAUUUUUAUUGAAACUAUCAACAUAUAUAUAGGUGAUUGCAAAUACCGCAGCAUAUGAACAUGACAAGGUUCUUAUGACAAGGUCUAAAGACACCAGUUAAAUGUUUCAAGAGGUAGGGAAGCCAAAAAGAAAACAACAAAAAGAUACUACUUGAGAUUAACACACAUGCUGUGAAGAUAUUGAAAUUCGCAUUCUAACAGAAAUAAUGAUGCGUGGCUAGCGAAAGUCUCUCCUAAUCUUUUAAUGUGAAAUGCCUCGAUUAUUUCCCGUGUGGUUAGGUUUGGCAUUUGUGUCUUGAAAGAAUUUUUGUGUCUUCAACCAAAGGUUUACAAGCACAAUUGAAACAAUGGGAUGCUAGAUGUGAAGUAUUAGGGUUGUUAAGUGAUUGUUUGUGUUCUUUUAGUCAAAUUUUAAUUCACCUGCCGCUCUGUCCAAUGUAAGUUUUCCUGCACUUAAGUGGAAUCUGAUAAACUGUACCAGUGUUAGGCACUAAAGGGGACACAUGUCUAAUGCCGCAAUCAUUUUUUUCUUUUUUUUGCCACCCUGUUCAAGUUUCCUAUUUAUCGUACGGCACAUGAUAGACAAUUUGCGGGGGGCCGAGAAAACUACUGACCACAUAUCUAUUGUCUACAUACUGUAAACCUUGGGACAACUUAUGUAGACAGAGCACCAUAGCACACCUUUUUUUCCUUUUUCUGUUUUUAUUGUUCUUUAGUGGGGCUUUUUACCCAUUUCAAAAGCUUUUGAAAUGGGUAAAAAGCCCAUUUACCCAUUUUACCCAUAGCUCCUCUGGCUCUUGUCAUGUGCGGCCAUUUUUAAGGGGGUGGGGCGUACGCCUCCUAAUAUAUAUUGUGCUUUUCUUUUGUCUGUCUCGUGUUGAGGUUUCAAGAAAAAUUGAAAUUUCAAAUUUACAACGCUAAUUCCCUUGCAUUCUUUACAUUUCUAUGCAAUCCUGUGCUUUAUUUUAUAUAUAUAUAUAUAUAUAUUAAUUCUUUGGCAGUAUUAUGCAGCUUUUCGGCCGUUUUCAAACGCAUUGCGACUUUACCAGGAGCUGCCAAUCACAGGUGACAGUCUUGCCGCGUCAGUAAGAUCCGCGACAUUCGCUAUCCUUAUCUCCGUAUUCCGCGCCUUCCGUCAUCUUCGGCGCCGGUUGACAAUUCGGAACGUUUCUGCCAUUACGCCCGUCGGAUUGCAAGAUAUGAAGUAGCUUUGCUGCCGCAAAUAAACUGAUUCCCCUGCUCAAAUCAUGUCCUUAUCAACACCAGGCAGCAGUUAGGAUGCAGAAACGUAAGAAACUCGAGAUAACCAGGCAGAUGUCAAAAUGUCGGCCUCCGAGCACGCGCUGCAGCCAAAAUGUGCGCAAACAAGCGCACCAAUGAUUUAAAUUCAGGAAAUAGGGACGCUCCCUGCGCGACACGUGACUAGAGCAAUAAACGGCCGCGGUUGUUUUGCGUUCUCACUGUCGCUUUUCGAAAUUUUAUUUCUGCAUGAGAAAAUACGUCCCUGCGGCUGUUUGAAGCUCCGAUCCCUCGAGUUUACAGCGAUACUAAGAUGACGGCGCUGCGUCAAUAGAAGGCUGCGCGAUCAGCGGUGCCAUGGCACCUUUUGAUCGAAGCAUGAUUUUCUUCCUAUCUUGAGGACCAUUUAAAAGAAUAAUUUUCUCAAAUUCUGCUGUGUAGUUUUCCGUAAUAUUUCGCCGUGAGACACCGGGAGGUUUUAGGAUAGUAAAAAAAAAUUGAGGAUUUUGUAAUUUCCCGUUUUUUUAGUGAUUUUUUUGUGAUACGAAUUUUUUUAAGCCACCCCAGAGAUUCAUAUCAAGAUACUAUUCCGAUCGGCAUGUAAGUACAAAUUCAUUCGACGGCCUUUCGCACCAUACCCCUGCCUCAUUCAUGAAAUCGAUGAAGCACGUGUUUUUUGGUUUCGAUAUGUCGACGUUAAAGGGACGCUAAGGAAAGUAUUAAGUCGAACUAUAUCGACAGAGUAUUCGUCUAGAACUCUUUCAUUGCUUUCUGCAGGCCACUAUAUGUAUAUUAUUUUUGACAAGGACAUUGCAGUUGAAUGUCCCACUGCUGCUGCUCAAUUUGAACCGCCCACGCCAAAGCGGAGGCCUUGACAUCAUCUCCACGUGACCGCCGGCCCUCUAGGCCGUUAUGUUUUCGUAGACUAUUUAGCUCUAUAUACGAAGCAUACUGCUUGGCGGCUGAAGGUGUUCAGUCUGCGUGAGUCAUUCUAUGGCUCUGCUUGUGUCCAUUGUUUCAUUGCCGUUCCAUUUCCAUGAGAUUAUCUCAGCCGCUCUUACAUUGCGUUUGGCGCUCUUUGUUGUCAUGUUGCUGACCAUACCUGUCGCAUACUUGCUGGUAAGCUUCCUGGCAUUUUCCCUUCACUGUGAGUCAGUGUUUUUCCUGUACGAAUACCUCAACGCUCUCCCAGCCAAUUUCUUCCAUAUUCCUCAGUCGUUCUUCAAAAUCAAUUUUACUCUGAGCUUCCCUCACUUCAAAACUUGUCCAGCCCAUAUCACCCUGCACAGCACCAUUAGUAGUCUUCCCGUGAGCGCCCAAUCCGAGGCGUCCCACUGACGUUUGGUUGCCAUCGAGUCCUGAUUGUACCCUGAUUUCAAGCGAACAACCGCAUUUCCAAAUGUAAGUCCUGGAACUAUUACACCUUUCCACAUACCCCUGAGCACCUCAUAGCUAUUGUAUCCCCAUAGCGCUCUGUGUUUCAUUAUGGCUGCAUUUCUCUUCCCCUUUACUGUUAUUGUUUUGUCCUGUUUCCAUAAAUAUAUUGCCUUCGUUUAUUCAUGCACCUGGUCCUGUAUUAACAGUGUCAACUGUUUUCAUUGAAUUCCAUAAAAGCUGGUAUCUUAACGCUAAAUUUCAAUCCUAAUUCUCCCAUUCCUGUCCACGGAUAUCAGCCAGGCGUUGCAUAUCACUUUGGCUGUUAGCAAGUGACACAAUGUCAUCCUCAUAAAACAGACCUCAAAAGCUGUUGCUGUACUAUGGUGCCCUCAUGUUUGUAAUGAAAAGCCAUGCCAUUCGCAGUGGGGGGUCACGACCGGUGUCGGUGAAUCACAGGUGCUGACGCCACACAUAAUGGUCGACAACAGAGAGCGCCGCUCCGAUUUUCUAUUUUUGUCAUUUUCUCGCUCACAAUAGCUUCGUUUUCAUUACGAAUGAAGAAUUCGUUAUUGCGGAAGCAUAAUCUUUCAAUCUAGCUCAACUUAAUAUUUGAUUUUUGUGUCACUUUAUCCCGUAAUUAUAAUCGGCAUUUCUCAUCUCGUUUGGCGGCAUACCGAAACGAGAUCUUUCUCGAGUUUGGCUGACCGUUGUGCGCAUGCAUGAACUGUACAAGAGAUAUGUGAAGACUACAGUGUGCUGAAGACUCGCUCUCUGAAAUCUGCCUUUUUCAAGGUACUAAGUACAACGGAGAAGGGGCACGCUUUGCUCCGUUUGUUCCUAGUUGAACCCGCCGUGGUUGCUUAGUGGCUGUGGUGUUGCGCUGCUAAUUAAGCACGAGGUCGCGGGAUCAAAUCCCGGUCACCGCGGCCGUAUUUCGAUGGGAGCGAAAUGAAAAAAAAACACCCGUGUGCUUAGAUUUAGGUGCACGUUAAAGAACCCCAGGUAGUCAAAAUGAAUUCGGCGUGCCGGAUUUAUUGAUCCCAGAGGCAUAUGCAUUGGGUCCAGUGUCGCACCAGGGCUUUGUGAAAUUUUCCUUGCUAAUUUUGACCGUGUGCUGAAGCUUAAGCUGACUCAUCCUUCCAUUUUAAGAAUCUUUAGGUACGUAGACGAUUUUUUAAUCAUACUAACUUUCAGCAGAGAAGGACCUUUGCAGAAGUGGCUCUCGAGAUUUUGUCGCUCUUUUCCUUUUGCUCAAGCCAGUUGAACUUACGAGCUUCUGCAUAAUGGGUCAAUCCAAGUUUUAGAUUUAGGUGCACGUUAAAGAACCCCAGGUGGUCGAAAUUUCCGGAGCCCUCCACUACGGCGUGCCUCAUAAUCAGAAAGUGGUUUCGGCACGUAAAACCCUAUAAUUUUUAAAAAAAAGUUUUAGAUUUAAAGUUAAAUUUUUCGUCCGCUGACCACUCUUGCUGGGCCCUCGAGCCCAGGUGCGAAAAAGCAUUUCUGCCUUUCGAUUCAUCUCAUUCAAAGCUUAUAAAGCGGGUAUAGCCUUAUCAUGUUUUAGGUCAGCGCUUUUAAAAUCAUGUCACCACAAACAGCUUUCUAGAUUUCAACUUCAAGUGAAACGUCUGGAAAAAGUGGGGUUUCCUAGCUUUCUUUUACUAUCAGUUGCCGAAUCAUUGCUUGUCAAGUAUCUGUAAAAGGACGAAAACCAUCAGUUUCUAAUGAACAGGCUAGUAGGAAAAAUUUCACAGUACUUCCCCUACAUACACAAGGUUUCCCAUAAUCUUAAAAAGAUUUCUGGUAAAUAUGGGGUUGAUGUUGUCCUUUCAGCACCUUGUAAACUUUCACAGUUGUGCAACAUAGUGGUAAGGGGACCACGGGGUCGGCCUCCUGUGAAACGAAGCAUACAAAUUCGCAUGUGCCUUGCACUACACGUGUCAUAUAUAAGAUUCCACUAAAGUACGGCAGAUACUACAUUGGAUAAACCGGUAUGUGCAUUAACAUUCGCUUGCGUGAGCAUGAACUUUCCCUGGGGGCUGUUGGAGGGUCGAACUUGGCUAUUCAUUGCCGUAGUUGCUUGGGCUGCUGUCCUUUGUUUUCAAAGACUGAGAUUAUCGGCAGAAAAAAUGGCCAGCUCGAAAGAGAGACUGUAGAGGCAGUGUCCAUGCGACGGUUUCUCAGAAAGAACUUUUGUUUCUUUCUGUGUUACACAUACGUGUUCGGUGCCUCAGUAGUCUGUCAGCGUUUUCUUCAUACUUGUAUCGUACCCGUUUAAGGUCGCUCUGUAUGUUUUUUAUUGGUUUUUACGUUACUUUUCAGGUACACACGUGUGUCUGAUCUAUAAAAGCUUGGCGUUCGUUUCAUUAAAUGAUCAGUUGUCAGUA
Dermacentor andersoni is the source of this 9091-nucleotide messenger RNA. RefSeq lists its product as uncharacterized. NCBI's taxonomy places the organism in Eukaryota, Metazoa, Arthropoda, Arachnida, Ixodida, Ixodidae. Gene Ontology annotation, biological process: endosomal transport. The record is from RefSeq and is a predicted model, not a curated record. Gene Ontology annotation, cellular component: lysosomal membrane; AP-type membrane coat adaptor complex.